This is a messenger RNA of Cornus florida, 2555 nucleotides long. RefSeq lists its product as uncharacterized. NCBI's taxonomy places the organism in Eukaryota, Viridiplantae, Streptophyta, Magnoliopsida, Cornales, Cornaceae. The transcript has 4 exons. Bases 225 to 2360 code for a protein of 711 amino acids. The record is from RefSeq and is a predicted model, not a curated record.
CUUGCACUUCUGACACCGCCAAUCAUUUCAUCUGCAUUUCUCUCUCUCACGUUAAGAAACAUUCAUUCCGAUUGUGAAAAUUUUCAAUUGGGUUGAUUUUCCGAGAAUUCAAGUUCACUUAGGGUUUUGAUUUGAAUUUUACCGGUUUGAUAGCUAUUUGAGAGAGAGAGGAAGUUAAGAGUUUCGGAUCUUCUUGUGAUUUGAAGAUACUUUGCAGCAUCGCAAUGGUUAACCCUAAGAAACAGCAAUGUGUUGACGAAAGCGAGAUUGGGGAUGAUCGUGUGGAUCAAUCCAAUGACGAUGUUUCCGAUGAUUCAUCAUCUGUUGGUGCCUCCUCGAGUAGUGUUGAAGCCUCUUCGAUUUCGGGACGUUCAAGAGGGAAUGGUGGUUCUGGUAUUGAGGUUGGGCUGACGGAGCGUUUGACGGACAUACUUUUGGAGGAAGGGGACGGUGAUCUGUUGCUUCAACAGAACGAUCGAGAAGAUAGGGUUGUACAGUGGCUCCAGGCUCUGGAUUUGCAACUUAUGGGGGCUUGCCGUGCUGAUGAAAGGUUAAAGCCUUUGCUGAAGCUGAAUGUCUCGAGUGGCGCGGCCGAGUAUCGUCUGCUGGCUCAUCUAAGCAAGCACUUUGAGCCAUCAGAAGUUGGUAUGCUAGCCAGGUGCUUGUGUAUUCCGCUUGUUUCUGUUCGAGUCGGAAAAAUUAACAAGCAAGGGACUAUCCUGUCCCCAACUUCUACAAGGGGGAACUUAAAUCUCACGCUCUUGCCAACAUCUGAUUUACGCAUCUCAUUCAUUGGAGAUGAUGGUCACACAGAGAGACUGUCAACCUUAACCAGUGAUUCCCGGUGCUCUGCUGUAGCUAUUGAAGAAAUCGUAGCAGACAAGUCUGGACGAUCAUUCCUGCUAAAGAUCCCAGAUGGUGAAGUUUUCUAUUUUUGGUGCUCAGAGAAGUCAAAGCUACUGGGGAUAGAGUUUCUUUCAAAGAUGAAGGAUUUACUUAAGAGGAAGCCCUCCCUAGCUGAACUAACUGGAAUCAGUGAGUCACGUCUCGACUCUUUUGUGACUCAUCUCCGAGCUUACCUUUUUGGGUCAGCAGUGACUGAAACUCGAGCAGGUGUGGUUGUCUCACUGCCUACUCCCUUGGGUACCACAUCAGGCUCUUCUGAGCUUUGUCAAACAGCUCAAUCCUUGCCUGCAUCAUCUAAGCCUGUUCGUUCCAGACAUUACAGUAGUCUAGCUGCAAAGACUAAUUCAGUAUAUCAGGGUAGCCUCAGUCCAAGGUCAAGUUCUUUUAAAGAGGGGCUGUCAAGAAAUUCAUCUUCCUUAAGAAGUGUUGCUAGAGAAAAGUUCAGGCAGCGUGGGGAUAAUAGCCAUCUUUCAGGUCUUGACAAUCUCUCUGUUGCUUCAGCAAUAGUAAUUGAUGCAUCUGGUUCAAAUCAUUCUGAAAAAGAUGAGCUUGUAGAAGCUACUUCAUCCAGCUCUUUUUCUCCAUCGAGUUUCCUGGAGUCACUUGGGAAAUCUGUUGUGCCGCCCUUUUAUAGCCAAACAUCCCAUGUCUCUUCCAUUGGUUCAACUCUUUUCUCUCCCUAUUAUUGUUGGUGCCCUCCCAUUGCAUCAACUCUGCAAUACACAGUAGCACUUCCACAACUGCCCAUCUCAUCAAAUGAAUCAUUUUCUUUACCACCACUUUCUUCUUUAUUAACAGCCACUAACUCUGCUAGUGUGUUGACAUCAACACCACCUCUGAAUUUGGCUGAUGUUCACUCUAUGGAUUUCCCACCUUUUCUUCCUGAAUCACCGGGUGGGCUAGUACAAAGUUCACUGCAGUUCCCAACCUUCACACCUUUUAUGUGUGACCCUAUUGUUCAUAUUCCAGUUAUCGAUGUUUGCUCCUCUGGCCAAGGUUACUUGGUCAGUGCAGGUCCUGCUAUUUCAACCACUAUACCUCCAUUGCAUCCAAAACUUGUGAACCCAUUGAUCCCGAAAACUGAUUCUGUGGUAGAAAUGGGUGCAAAAGAGACUCUGCGGUUGCUCAUUAGUAGUUCUAGCCAGACAAAUCCACCAUUGAUUGAUGUAAUGCCAUCUGUUUUAACCAAUACUGAUGAGAAACACAGAAUCUUUGUAGCUGGAAGCAGGGGUCUUUACCAUGGAACUACGGAUGUUGAUGCUAUUGCAAGCAGUAUCACAGCCUUGGGGUUGGUUGCCCUAUCUGAGAGAACUGUAGGAGACAGUGGUGUCAAGAGAUGCAUUAGUCAAGCCAAUUUGGUGGAUCAAUUUGAAGAUUCAGGUGGCCGGGGUGGAUCUUGUCCAGAUGAUGGUGUGUCCAAUUUACCAAAAUUUAGCAAGGAACGGAACGAUUGAAUUAAUGCUAUGUUUGUAUUUUUGUUUACUUUGUAGUUUCAUUUUUAGUUUUGGAAAUGUAGGUAUAUGGUUGUAGUUUUGUUCUGAACUGUAAUUAUCUUACAAAUUUAGCCAUUUUUAGCCGAAUUCUCUUUUGAUUGUUCUAGUUCUUGGACCAAUUUGUAAAUAAUUUUUGCAUCCUAUGGUUGUUGGUCA